Parus major (Great Tit) is the source of this 1891-nucleotide messenger RNA. It is a transcript of the gene IFFO1, whose product is annotated as intermediate filament family orphan 1. The transcript is spliced from 10 exons. The record is from RefSeq and is a predicted model, not a curated record. NCBI's taxonomy places the organism in Eukaryota, Metazoa, Chordata, Aves, Passeriformes, Paridae. Bases 86 to 1225 code for a protein of 379 amino acids.
GGGGUCGGCCCGGGCGCUGGGGUCCCCCGGCUCCCGCCCCGGGGGUCCCGGCCAGCCCUCCGCCUUCUCCUCCGGCUCCCGCUUCAUGCCCGGCACCAUCUGGUCCUUCUCGCAAGCCCGGCGGCUCGGCCCGGGGCCCGAGACCACCCUGGUGCAGGGACCCGGCGUCUCCUGGGUCCACCCCGACGGGGUGGGUGUGCAGAUCGACACCAUCACCCCCGAGAUCCGAGCCCUCUACAACGUGCUGGCCAAGGUGAAGAGGGAGCGCGACGAGUACAAGCGCAGAUGGGAAGAGGAGUACACGGUGCGUGUCCAGCUCCAGGACCGGGUGGCUGAGCUGCAGGAGGAAGCACAGGAGGCUGAAGCUUGCCAGGAGGAACUGGCCAUGAAGGUGGAGCAGCUCAAGGCAGAGCUUGUUGUCUUCAAGGGACUGAUGAGCAAUAACAUCACAGAGCUGGACACCAAGAUCCAGGAGAAGGCCAUGAAGGUGGACAUGGACAUCUGCCGUCGCAUCGACAUCACUGCCAAGCUGUGUGAUGUGGCACAGCAGCGGAACUGCGAGGACAUGAUCAAGAUGUUUCAGAAGCAACUGUCUCUGCACUUGUCUCCCGUUAAGGUCCCAGCCUCGGUGGGGCGGAAGCGGGAGCGCAAGCAGGUCAGCGACGAGGACACCUCGCUGUCAGAGAGCGAUGCCUCCCGGAAACCUGACGAGGAGGAGGAGGACGAGACCACGGCCAUGAGUAUCAAUGAGGAAAUGCAGAGGAUGCUGAACCAGCUGAGGGAGUACGACUUUGAGGAUGACUGUGACAGCCUCACGUGGGAGGAGACAGAAGAAACGCUGCUCCUCUGGGAGGACUUCUCCGGAUACGCCAUUGCAGCCGCAGAGGUGCAGGGGGAGCAGGAUGACAGCCUGGAGAAGGUGAUCAAGGACACGGAGUCGCUGUUCAAGAGCCGUGAGAAGGAGUACCAGGAAACCAUCGACCAAAUAGAGCUGGAACUGGCCACAGCCAAGAAUGACAUGAACCGGCACCUCCACGAGUACAUGGAAAUGUGCAGCAUGAAGCGAGGCUUGGAUGUGCAGAUGGAGACCUGCCGGCGGCUCAUCACCCAGUCUGGGGACAGAAAGUCUCCUGCCUUCACCCCAACCUCCAACAGCGAGUCAGCCCCGAACGAGGAGAGCGAGGAAUCUGACCGUGAUCCCCCCAGCGAUGCUUCCAUCAGAUAAUGAGGGGAGGCCUGGCUCCCUCGGACCCCCUUCCUGGCAUGGGGUUGCCUGAGUCACACCUGGGAGAGACUGUCAGGGACGUGGAACUGCUGGUAAACGUCUGUCACCCAGGCUCACUCCCGUUUUGGGGUGCUUGGCAGAUCCCACACACCCCCUCACCGGAUACCUUGCAAAUGGGAAUAGCUAGAUAGACCUGAGGGCCCUUGCCCGGGCUGCCCUGCCUUCAGCCCCUUCUCUAUUCCCUUUCCCUGCUUUGGUUAAACCAUGGUUCAGGCAGGGAGGCUCCAAACCUGCCAUGGUGGCGUUCCGCAGGACCUGUUCACAGGCGCCCCCAGACCCACCUCCUCUGGCCUCCGUCCUGGUACACUUGACCUGCCCCUGCCCUCCCUGCGCUACACGGAGCCGAACGAGAGCCGUACCUCCCUGCAAACUGGACCUGACACUGGUGCCAACUGGACCGAGCCCGGGGCUCUCCCUGUCCUUGCUGCUGGCCGGGCACCUGGCUGGUGCCCACGCCGUGCCGGGCGCCCCGAGCCCUCCCACGCCUUCUCCAGGGCGGGGGCUGAGUCCCGCUCACUGUGCACUUUGCUUGCCGCCCGUCGGCCAUGCGCUCACGUCUGUGUUACGGGGGCGAGCUCAUUAAACGGGACAAUUUCCUUUUCUACA